Messenger RNA from Cylicocyclus nassatus, 783 nucleotides. Lineage: Eukaryota; Metazoa; Nematoda; Chromadorea; Rhabditida; Strongylidae. The record is from the annotation of a GenBank genome assembly.
GGGCAAUGGCGGGCGCUAGCAAUCUGCGCGCCACUAUCUUGUUUACCGCUCGCGGCUUGUUUUGCCCCACUGCGCCCUCCCCCCUAGCGCACUACGGCUGAAAAACCCGCCCAGUCGAGCACCCCUGCCAUGGAAUUCACUUCGUCUCACAAGUACCACACUGACUCUGUACAAGGCAUGCCGCAACCCAAUAUGCCCGGAGGUCUUUACGAUGAAACUAUGAAGAAAACCCGAGGAGCCCUAGACCGCUUCGUAGACGCUAAGACCAUGCCUUUCUGGAGCAAUCAGGAUACGCGCAAUGCUCUUAUCUCCACCAUGGUUCCCGCGGGAGCCGCACUUACCGCUUUCGCCGUAUUCGCGAGGGACAAGGAUGUUGUAAACUGGUGGCAGAACAUAAAGAAGCCUAGCUGGGCUCCAAAGGAUGUGCGCUUGUAUUCCGUCAUGGACAUACUAGCGCUUGCACCUCUUGGGUAUGCCUCUUACCUAGUAUACAAAAAUGGCGGAGGUUUCGACUAUACAGAUACCCGUUUUGCAUUGGGAAUGUACGGUGCUAAUAUGGCACUCGCCUUGGCAACCAUCCCAUUUGUCAAGAAGAAGUGCUUGGGUUGUUUGUGGAAGAACACCGCUCUCGUUCACUUAACCGCUGUUGGAACAGCCAUUGCUUUCUACAAGAUUGACCAGACAGCUGGAUUGUGGAUGGUCCCCUAUGCUCUCUGGACUGGUUUCUAUGCCAUUCUCACAUACUCUAUCCAUAGUGAAAACAAAGCGAUCAAGGAUAUCUAA